Patiria miniata (bat star) is the source of this 2170-nucleotide messenger RNA. RefSeq names its product D-glutamate cyclase, mitochondrial-like. Gene Ontology annotation, biological process: glutamate metabolic process. Bases 112 to 1926 code for a protein of 604 amino acids. The transcript has 10 exons. NCBI's taxonomy places the organism in Eukaryota, Metazoa, Echinodermata, Asteroidea, Valvatida, Asterinidae. The record is from RefSeq and is a predicted model, not a curated record. Gene Ontology annotation, molecular function: D-glutamate cyclase activity.
CGGCUACUUUACGGAGUCACGGUUGUUUGCCCUCAAUAUACAUGUACACCUCCGCGCUAUCUGUACGUACUAGGCCUAGUACUCCAGGUUCAGUUGAAUACUGCGUCCACGAUGUCGGUUCCUAGCAGAACAGAACUUGUUCAGGCGGAGCCCAAAGUGGCCCGGAAACUCUUCCGAUCUGGAGCUUACUUCAAGGAGAGUACCUCGGGAAUAUGCGAAGGUCAUGUGCAAACCAAUUUGUUGGGGCUGGACAAGACCCUGGCUGAGGACUUUGCCAAGUUCUGCUCCGCCAAUUCAGGGCCCCUCCCUCUUUUGUUCAAGUCAGAUGUGGGCCAGUUCACAGCUCCAGGGAUCACUCAAACUGAUUCUGACAUCAGGACAGACCUGCCAGCCUACAACAUAAUGAAGGGUGGAGUGGUCACAAACACAGUUGAGAAUCUCUUGGAAUUUCGUGAGGCUCUCAAGGACACUGUUUUCUUCUACAUAGGUUGCAGUUUUUCUUUUGAUUCACGUUUGCUGGCUGCAGGAGUGCCGCUCAGAAACCAAGAGCAACAAUGUGCUGUGAGUCAAUUCAAGACUAGUGUGGAGUGUCAUCCAGUAGGGCCAUUCCAAUGCCAGUUGGUCGCGUCUAUGAGACCAAUCCCACGUGUUCUGGUGGAGACAACAUUCAAAGUGACCCAGCCUUUGAAUGAUUACCAUGGUGCCCCUGUGCACAUUGGUGAUCCUGCUCUGAUUGGGAUAACUGACGUGGACAAGCCAGAAUAUUGUGGUCCUAUGAAAUUCCAUGAAGACGACGUCCCUGUCUUUUGGGCCUGCGGAACUACUGUCAUAGAAGCCAUGAAAGCUGUCAAGCCAUCCCUUGCUUUCACGCAUUAUGAGAAGGAUGGCGUGUACAUCUCGGACACACCCACCAAGAGCCAAGAUGGCCCCCUGGCCGACAUCAAAUUGGUCACCCUCUGUGAAAAGCCCUAUUGGGCCAGUGUAACAUCUGAGGCUAUCGAGGAAAAAAUCAAGCAGCUAGAAGGCUUCAUUGGCAACAGGCAACUUGAAAAUGUUGUCGUCCCUGACGAUCUCCUGAAGUCAGUCCUGGCCCUGUCACAUGCCUCAUCGGUUGCGGUGUCAACUGGCUUCCCUUGCCUUCAAAAUAAGAAGAACCCGUAUGAGGAUUAUGGGUUGCCUGGUGCCAUCGCCACAGCAAAGAUGCUACAAGCACUGGGCAAGAAGGUUGACCUGGUGGUGGAUAAGACGCUGUAUGGACCGCUGACCACCGUACUGGAAGCAUUAGUGGAACAAAAGGUUUUGGCAAAGCCUGUAUCCGUGGUUCUGUACCCACCAGAGGGGGAACAGGACAUUUUGGAGACGGCCAAGAAGUUCCUACUGGGGCCUGGCACCGCUGCUCCACGCUACGACCACCUCCUUGCUGUUGAAAGGGCAGGGAAGGCAGAGGCCACUGAUGUAGGAUGUCGUGGCAUUGGUUGGCUGUUCCUUGCAACAGCUGAUAUGCUUACAGUUCACACUUCAAGUAUUCAAGAUGGCAAUAACAAGCUUGGCAGAGAUACUGCCCAUUGCGACAUCUCGCAAGGUCCCACAACCGCAUGCUCCAAGGCCUCCGACUUCCUCAUAACUGCUGGGGUGUCCAACUGGGGUGGCUUUGCUGUGGCUGUGGGCCUGUACCUGGUCAGUACUUGCCCUAUCCAUGAGAGGUACAGGAGAAGGGCAGUUGGGUUUCCGCCCACUGACGAGGAUCGGCAACGUUUCAGAAGUGCACUCCCUGAUGUUGAUAGGGAGAGACAGUUGUUUCACACCCUGCUCAGUCACAAGUUCUUCAACAUGACUGGAAAGGACGAGCCACAUGGCGAUGGCUUGUCUUUUGAGGAUGCCUAUGCAAAGAAGAUUAAGCAACUCUUGAGCGUCAUUGAAGAGUAGAAGGCCGGAUGUUGAUGUUGAAGUGUCAACUACUACUAUCAGACUUGCAUUGGAGAGUCGUGCUGAACAAAUUCAUUCUGAAGAUUUCAGUAAAUGAAAAGUUUGACAUUUGAAAUAGGAACAACUACAUGUAUGUACAAAUGUGAAUGCUGCAGUUAUUAACCAGAUAAUGCCUGGAUUAUUUUGACACGAACGGAACGAGGGGCAGGAUUACUUUUCACGCGACCUUAAACCAGGCGGGUUG